GUGAGCCCCGGUGAAGGCGACUGACGGACAGAGAGAGAGAGAGAGAGAGAGAGAGAGAGAAGGGCUCGGAUUGAAACAUCCAGCCGUCUUUGACUCUCACUGGAAUAGCCUCAAACCGACUCGGAACAAAUGGUCUUAAAGGAUACGACAUCUUAGAAAUUGGAAGCCUGUCUCUGUGCAUGUAUUUGGGAUGAAGCACCUGUGGGACGUUCACUUCCUCCUGCUCAUCCUCCUCUACCUGUUAGGAGCCGUGACAUCGCAGGUCAACCCAGGUGUGUGUCGGUAUCCUCUGGGCAUGUCAGGAGGGCAGAUACAGGAUGAGGACAUCUCUGCCUCCAGCCAGUGGUCCGAAUCCACCGCCGCUAGAUAUGGCCGGUUGGACUUCGAGGAGGGCGAUGGCGCCUGGUGUCCAGAGAUAACAGUAGAGCCAGACAGCCUGAAGGAGUUCCUCCAGAUUGACCUUCGCUCGCUCCACUUCAUCACCCUCGUGGGCACGCAGGGCCGUCACGCUGGAGGCAUCGGUAAUGAGUUUGCCCAGAUGUAUAAGAUUAAGUACAGCCGUGAUGGGAGCCGCUGGAUCUCGUGGAGGAACAGGCAGGGCAAGCAGGUGAUUGAAGGAAACAGGAACGCCUACGACAUUGUGCUGAAGGACCUUGAGCCGCCCAUCAUCGCCCGCUUCGUCCGCUUCAUGCCCGUCACCGACCACUCUAUGAACGUCUGCAUGAGGGUGGAGCUCUACGGCUGCGAAUGGCUGGACGGUCUGGUGUCGUACAAUGCUCCCGCUGGAGAACAGAUGAACUUGCCCUCUCACCCUGUUUAUCUCAACGACACUGUCUAUGAUGGAGCUGUCAUCCACAGUAUGACAGAGGGUUUGGGCCAGCUGACUGAUGGAGUGUGCGGCCUGGAUGAUUUCACACAAAGUCACGUCUACAAUGUGUGGCCCGGUUACGACUACGUUGGCUGGAGCAAUGAGAGCUUCCCAAGUGGAUUUGUGGAAAUCAUGUUUGAGUUUGAUCGCACACGAAACUUCACCACCAUGAAAGUCCACUGCAACAACAUGUUCUCGCAGCACGUCAAGGCCUUCCGCCAGGUGGUGUGUUACUUCCGCUCAGAGUCAGACUGGGAGGCCUCGCCGCUCUCCUUCAGCCCCGUGGUGGACGAGAAGAACCCCAGUGCCCGCUUCGUCACCGUCAACCUGGCCAAUCACAUGGCCAGUGCCAUCAAGUGCCAGUUCUACUUUGCUGAUGCCUGGAUGCUGUUCAGUGAGAUCACCUUCCAGUCAGAUACAGCCAUGUACAACACAACGCUGGUGACACCCAAGCCAGAACCAACAGCAAACACACAACCAGAAGACGACCCCACCCACAAAGUAGACGACAGCAACACCCGGAUUCUGAUUGGCUGUUUAGUGGCCAUCAUCUUCAUCCUGGUGGCCAUCAUCGUCAUCAUCCUGUGGAGGCAGGUGUGGCAGAAGAUGUUGGAGAAGGCCUCUCGCCGGAUGCUGGACGAUGAACUAACCGCUAGUUUGUCAAUACAGAGCGAGACGUUCGCCUACAACCACAACCAGUCGAGCAUGACCAGCGAGCAGGAGUCUAAUUCCACCUAUGAGCGCAUCUUCCCCCUCGGCCCUGACUACCAGGAGCCAUCACGCCUCAUAUGCAAGCUGCCCGAGUUUGCUCAGAGCUCAGAGGAGCCUGCUUCAACCGGCACGACUGCUUCUAAAUCCACCACAACCACCGUAGCUCAAGACGGCGUCCCUCACUACGCAGAGGCAGACAUUGUAAACCUGCAGGGCGUGACCGGCAGCAACACGUACGCCAUCCCUGCUGUGACUAUGGACCUGCUGUCAGGGAAGGAUGUUGUGGUGGAGGAGUUCCCCCGAAAGCUGCUCACGUUCAAGGAGAAGCUGGGAGAGGGCCAGUUUGGGGAGGUGCACCUGUGUGAAGCUGAGGGAAUGCAGGAGUUCAUGAAUAAGGAGUUUUUAUUUGACAUCCCUGAGGACCAGCCAGUUUUAGUGGCUGUGAAGAUGCUCCGUUCAGACGCCAACAAAAAUGCAAGGAACGACUUCCUGAAAGAGAUAAAGAUCAUGUCACGUUUGAAGGACCCCAACAUCAUUCGCCUGCUUGCCGUGUGCAUCUACAGCGACCCUCUCUGUAUGAUCACAGAGUACAUGGAGAACGGAGAUCUCAACCAGUUCCUCUCCCGCCACGAGCCCGAGGGGCAACUGGCUCUGCUCAGCAAUGCACCCACUGUCAGCUUCAGUAACCUUUGCCACAUGGCCGCUCAGAUAGCGUCGGGGAUGAAGUACCUCUCCUCUCUGAAUUUCGUCCAUCGAGAUUUGGCCACGCGGAAUUGCCUGGUGGGCAAAAACUACACGAUAAAGAUAGCCGACUUCGGCAUGAGCAGAAACCUGUACAGCGGUGAUUACUACCGCAUCCAGGGCAGGGCGGUGCUACCGAUACGCUGGAUGUCAUGGGAGAGCAUCCUGCUGGGUAAAUUCACCACAGCGAGCGAUGUGUGGGCCUUCGGGGUCACCCUGUGGGAGAUACUGAACUUCUGCAAGGAGCAGCCCUACUCUCAGCUCACUGAUGAGCAGGUGAUAGAAAACACAGGGGAGUUUUUCAGGGACCAGAAAAGACAGAUCUACCUGCCUCAGCCCGUGCUGUGUCCGGACUCGCUCUAUAAGAUCAUGCUGAGCUGCUGGAGGAGGAACACGAAGGAACGGCCCUCCUUCCAGGAAAUACAUCGAGCCCUCCUGGACUAACAGCCGGGGCAAUGUGAGAGACAGUGAUUCCCAGUCUGCUCAUCUCUGGGGGACACGGUGCAUGACAAGAGCAGACCAAUGAUUCAGGCAGGAUCUAGGUUUAAGCUAUCUUGUUUCUUGUAGAGGAACAGGUUAAGAGCCACCUGUGGGCGCCAAGCUACGAUAUGGGAAACACUGUUUCGUGGACUUACACACCACAAAGACGGACUACCAGAGACUGUUGGUGUGCGUCCGUUUGAGUAUAACUAGCACAAUCACGUCGGGCUAACAUGUUUUAUAGACAUACAGGCAUUCUUAAUAAAAUCUACUCUGUUUCGUACGACACCAGAGCACACACAGAAACGUGACAGAGGGUUUGGUUGUGUUGAGAAGCCAAAGUUAAAAUGUAGCAAGUGACAUUCGGCACUUUUAAAAAUAUAUUUUGAUUUUCUUUUCUUUUCUUUUUUUAAAUAUGAGUUCAAAUCUCCCAUGUUACAGUGUUCGAUAAGAAACCUUCUUGUGUCUUCUUUUGGAAGACUGCUUGAAUGUAGAAAAGUGCAGCGAAGCAUUCACUGUCACAUUUUAGUAUAUUUCAAGUAUCUCAUCUCAGUUUCAUCUCAUCUAGAGCAACAAGGAAAUAUCAAGUAACUCAGUCUUUCUCUUCUCCUUGCAGUUUUUCCACAGCAAUUUGAACAUGAAGUGUAUAUGACUGUGUAUUUUCAAUAGAUGAGUUUUAAAUCUCAAAUAGCAAUAUUUUGUAUUAAUAUUUAUAUGUUAAUAUGUGUUUGUUCUGUCUAUAUUUUGUUGAUAUAUUUGUGGAUAAUCUCUCUUUGAGUUGUUUCGAGUAUUGUAUUUUUAUUUUCAGUAUUUUUCUGCUCACAUUUUCGAUUAAGAAACUGCUUUAGAAUAUUUUUUUUUUCCAACUGCACUGUACCACUUAAUGUCUUGAUAUUAACAGCAAGCUCUUUGAUACCUGAUCAGAUGUUGUCAGAUGUUUAUCAGGAUGCAGACCAUGUGUGAUGUCGGUUCAAAAGUAUGUGUUUACAGUCAGCUUUAUUGGGAAGACGUUCCUGAGUGUGUUUUAGGUGUUGAACCAGUUAAAGGAGACAUAUUUUGCUCAUUGUUUGGGUUGUUAGUAGAAUAGGUUUACAUGCUUUAAUGCUCAUAAAACACAUCAUUGUU
Molecule: messenger RNA, 3925 nt
Organism: Acanthopagrus latus (yellowfin seabream)
Lineage: Eukaryota; Metazoa; Chordata; Actinopteri; Spariformes; Sparidae
Gene: ddr2a
Product: discoidin domain receptor tyrosine kinase 2a
Exons: 17
Coding region: 191-2764 (857 amino acids)
Biological process (GO): cell surface receptor protein tyrosine kinase signaling pathway; positive regulation of kinase activity; protein phosphorylation
Cellular component (GO): membrane; signaling receptor complex
Molecular function (GO): ATP binding; collagen binding; protein tyrosine kinase collagen receptor activity
Source: RefSeq, a predicted model, not a curated record